This is a messenger RNA of Drepanopeziza brunnea f. sp. 'multigermtubi' MB_m1, 573 nucleotides long. Lineage: Eukaryota; Fungi; Ascomycota; Leotiomycetes; Helotiales; Drepanopezizaceae. The record is from RefSeq and is a predicted model, not a curated record.
AUGCAAUACCCAUCCGCAUUCAUCGCCAUCUUCGCGGCUACGGCCGUCCUCUCCCUCCCGCUCAACAUCAACAUGGGUGCUUACUCUCCAGCGUUGGUAGUCGGUGAUGGAGCUAUUGGAUUCGAAGGGGCCAACGGAGCAGAUCAGGUCGCCAAUCUGAUGAACACUCUCCUUGGUGCUUCCAACACUGGUACCGCCGGGAAUCCAAACGCGGCUGCUCUCCCCCCAGCUGCUGCUCCACCAGCUGCCCCCGCAAAGCCUACUCCCUCUGCGCCUGCUGCUGGAGAAGUCGCUGCCGAGUCACUUCCCCAGGGUAUGGGCAAGGUCUCCACCGCCGAGGAGGGGCAGGAUCUCGGUGCACAGAUUGAUGAUGUGGACCACUACACAUUCGACAAGCGAGCUGCUGCGAAAAGAGACCUGACUGGAUUUAAAGCUGCGUUAGCUUACUCGAUGAACGCCCUGAUGGCCGGACCCGAGGUGCAGUUGGGGACAGGCGCGCACGGAUCUGGCGUUGGCAUUAUACAGAAGGCCGGCGGAAGUAAGACCGCACCUUCUGGAGGCGGAACUCAUUAG